Messenger RNA from Danio rerio (zebrafish), 4099 nucleotides. Lineage: Eukaryota; Metazoa; Chordata; Actinopteri; Cypriniformes; Danionidae. The record is from RefSeq and is a predicted model, not a curated record.
UAAAGGGUUUUAAGUUUAGCUCUGCCACUCUCUUUAUUAAUUAAUUUAUGUAUUUAUUAUCAUUAUUUAUUUAUUAUGCUUCAGCACUGCCGCUUUAAAUCUCCUUUGGAUGUUUAUUUUGACGUCAUGUAGGACCCGGAAGUGCAAAGUGCAAACUAAUUUCGCACAGUAUUCAAUAUAACAGCGAUUUAAUAAUCAAAUAUCAACUUUCUUCGGUUACAAAUGAUAGCAUUAAAACCUCACAUCAGUUGUGUUGAAUGAGGAGCUGACGUUGCCUGGUUAAUUUGCGUCGAUUCUGUGUUCUGAUGAAGGCCCGAUGAUUUGACAGAAGUGUAGCCGGCGGAAGUGAGCUCAGGUCAGAUGAGCUCAUGUUCAGACACCUGCAUGUGCGGCUGCUAACAAACUCCCGGAGAUCAGAAAUGUGGCGUUCGGUUUUAUAAAGCAUUACAGAACAAACACAGAUCCACGAUGGCGGAUCGAGGAAACAGGAAGUUCUCUCCGCGAUACCGGAGACAGAGGGAAGCAGAUGAAGCCGAGCGAUGGAGGAGUCCGCGUGGACGAGACGACAUGAGCCACGAACACACUUACAGUCCCAAAAACAACAGAAGAGCCAAAGCGUCUCUGUCCUGCAGCUCUCCGGAAGGUCCAGGGUUUGGUCAGAGUCCGUCCCACAGAGAGCGAGUGCAGAGGAGUUCACCUGCCGACCGGAGGAACUGGAGAGAUCGGCCGCGAGAUGGACAGAAACACGACGGAGCGCAGAGCUGGCGGGACAAGAGCAGGUUUGUGUUGAUUGAUAGCUGCCUCACGAGACGGGACGUUUUACAGCUGUGUUUGGAAGCAGAAGGCAGCGAUUGUGACCCCAAGGAGUCAAGCGUCAGCCUGAAGUUCAGAUGUGAUAAAUGUAAGGUGUUUUGUGAGGACAUCUCGCCAGCUCUCAGUCACAUCAGAGAACGCUCCCACAGGAAGAAAGCCAAGGAACUGCAGAAACUGGCGCUGCUGUUGAGCAUCCCUCCUCCUGCUAAACCACACUGUCUUUCUGUCAGCUCUGCACUGGAAAGCAUCGUCACUGAAUUUGGUUUAAAUGAUGAGGAUUUAAAACAACGCCAAAAUAUUCUGGCACUCAUUGAAAAAGUCCUUCAUCCUGUUCUUCCAGAAUGCCAGUUCAGGUUAUACGGGUCUUCCAGCACCAAAUUUGGCUUCAAAGAUUCUGACGUAAACAUUGAUGUCAAGUUUCCUUCCCAUUUCCAGCAUCCUGAUAUCCUGCUUGCAGCUCAAGAGCAUCUUUCUAAAAGCUCUCUUUUUGACAGUGUGGAGGGAGACUUUCAUAGGAGGAUGCCUGUAGUUGUGUGCAAAGAGAAAGCAAGUGGACUAAUCUGCAAAGUGAGUGCAGGCAAUGAAAGCGCAUGUUUGACAACAGCGUAUUUGUCAGAGAUGGCGGAUCUGGAGCCUCAGCUCGUCCCGCUGGUCAUUUGCUUCAGAUACUGGGCAAAGAUUUGCUGUGUGGACCAGAUGGAAGAAGGUGGACUCCCUUCAUAUUGCUUUGCUCUCAUGGUCAUCAGUUUCCUGCAGCGACGCAAGGAGCCCAUCUUACCGACAUACCUAGAAUCUAUGGGUUUUCCCUUGAGUAAACUCAAGAGUUUCUCCCUAACCGGGGUUGAAAAAGGACACGUGCUUUGGGUUUAUGACCAAACAAAUGAUUCAUCACUAGAUAAAGACAAAGCCGUCAAGAAGGGAAAGGCUCCGCUGGCUUUCAAAAGCCGAAGUCCUGUGCUGUUAGGAAAGCUUUGGAUUGAGCUGCUACGGUAUUACGCACUGGAAUUCCAAAUACCUGAGAAAAUCAUUAGCGUGCGCACAAACGGAGAGCUGUGGCGGGAUCUAAAAGACUGGCCCAAAAAGAGGAUUGCAAUAGAAGAUCCAUUCACCGUCCAGAGGAACGUGGCUCGGACGUUGAACAGUCAGACGAUGUUUGAUUAUUUGUUGCAUUGCCUCAAAACAACUUACAAGUACUUUGCUUCUCCUUCAAAAAGCACAGCGGGGAAAAUGAGCACAAGCAGUCGAUCUGUGAGUGUGAACCAUGCUGAUUCAGUGAAGAAGAGCGCAAAAGUGUCAUCUGAGGGUCUGAACGGGCCUCGUGUCAAAUCCAGUCCACACAGUGCUGAAGAUCUGGAGGAUUCAGACUGCUUGAUCGAGCAGGACGAUGAGGAGGACGAGGACAGUGAGGGUGAAGAUGAGGAAGAAGAUGAAGACGAUGAUGAUGUGGAUCUAGAUGAAUCUGGCUGUGAACAUUCGGGCGAUGAGAUCUUCCCCUUUGAGCGUGAGAUGAGCGAUGAUGUACUCUCUGAUGGAGAUCCGGAAGAGGCAGAAACUGUCCCUAGCAAACCCAAAGCAGAGUCCACCAAAGCGGAGUCAACUGCAGGAACACAGUCAGACUCCGAAAGCUUUCAUUACGUCUUCAACAAGCGGUUUUUCACUGAUGGCAAGUCGCCGGUUCAGAUCUGCGGCGUCUGUAAGAGCGAUGGACAUUUGAAGCAGGACUGUCCCGAAGACUUCCAGCGAGUGGAGUUGGAGCGCCUUCCUCCCAUGACUCGAGACUUCCAGAAGAUUCUCAGUGACGUCUGUGAGCAGUGCUACCGUGACUUCGCACCAGAUGACGUGGAGUUAAAAGUCAGAGAACAUAUUUUACAAGAUUUUGAGUCAUUCUUGAGAUGUCAAGUGCCAGGAGCAAAGUUGGUUUUAUUUGGCUCAUCAAAAAAUGGCUUUGGCUUUAAACAGAGUGAUUUGGACAUCUGCAUGACUUUAGAAGGCCACGACACAGCAAUGGGCUUGGACUCCAUGGCUAUUAUUGAGAGUCUUGCUAAAGCGCUGCGCAAACACCACGGCCUGAGAAACAUCCUUCCUAUUACUACAGCGAAAGUCCCAAUUGUGAAGUUUUACCACACCAAAACUGGACUAGAAGGAGAUAUAAGCCUGUACAAUACUCUGUGUUUUGUGGAAGUCCAGAUCAAUCUUUUAGAUCAUAAACAGUACAGCUGUGUUUUGCUGCUUGUGUGUUUGCAGAUCUAUGAUGGCAAGCAGAAGCCGGUGGUCCCUGUCGACGGCUGGGAUGUGUAUUUCUUUAAGGAUCUGAAGAACUUGCACAGACACUGGCCGGAGUACAAGAAGAACCGGGAGUCGGUGGGUGAGCUGUGGCUCGGCCUGCUGCAGUUUUACACUGAGACCUUCGACUUCAGGGAGUCUGUGAUCUGUAUCCGCAGAAAAGAGCCGCUCAGCACCUUCAAGAAGCAGUGGACAUCCAAACACCUCGCCAUCGAGGAUCCGUUCGACUUGAGUCAUAACCUUGGAGCUGGUCUGUCCCGGAGAAUGGCCAGUUUCAUCAUGAAGGCCUUCAUCAAUGCCCGCAGAGUUUUCGGCUCUCCCGUCCGAGUGUUUCCUCCAGAUUACUCCAAUAAAAUGGAGUAUUUCUUUGACCCAGAAGUGCUCACUGAGGGAAAACUUGCACCCAAUGACCGCUGCUGCCGUAUCUGUGGGAAGAUUGGCCAUUUUAUGAAAGACUGUCCGAUGAGGAAGAGGCAAAGACGUGAUAAUCCCGAUGGUUUCUUCAGUGGCCGUGACAUGAACCGAUCCAGCAAAGUAAUGACAGACGGCAGCCCGUAUAAAGACACACGGUGGAGGCAGAAAGAGGAGAGAUGCUGUUUUCUGUGCGGCUCCAACUCUCACAUCAAGAGAGACUGUCUGCUGUCCAAGUCUAUAGAAUCCUCUCCAAACACCUACCAAAGAAGUCCUGCAUCAGACAGGGACAGGGUGGAAAGUCCUCAUCAGGACAGGAGGAAGAAGAGGAAAGCCAAAAGGAUGAUUUUGGGUCCUGAAGCCGGUAGUCUUUCUAACAGACACUCAUCCUUGAGUACAUCUGUGGAGAAGUGGAGCCCUUUUAAGUGACCCUCAGAAGUGAGCAUCAGGCUGAAGAGUGUUGAUCUCCAGUAUUAUCCAGUUAGAACACCUCCAUGAAUGUGCCUUUUACAGGUGUCUAAUUUUUAGUUGUUUUUCUUUUCCUUCCUCUAUUGUGGAAUGAAUUUGACGCUUCAUUUUAUCUGUUUUAAUU